AUGACCCUGUCGGGCGGCGGCAGCGCCAGCGACAUGUCCGGCCCCGCCGUCCCGGCGGCCGAGGAUGUGGAUAUCGACGUGGUGGGCGAGGGCGACGACGGGCCGGGCAAGGACAGCGAGGGCGAGGCCGGCAGCCCCGCCGCCCUGCCGCGCCUGCCGCUGGACGAGGCGGCGGAGCUGGCGCUGCCCGCGGAGGCGGGCGCGGAGAGCGGCAGCAGCGGCAGCGGGAGCCCGGCCGGGACGGCCCCCGGCGGCGCGGCCGAGGGCGGCAAGGGGGGCGGCGAGGAGGGGGCGAGCGGCGGCGGCGGCGGGGCAGCGGGGCAGAGCAAGCCCAAGAGCAGCCUGGUGAAGCCGCCCUACUCGUACAUCGCCCUCAUCACCAUGGCCAUCCUGCAGAGCCCGCAGAAGAAGCUGACGCUCAGCGGCAUCUGCGAGUUCAUCAGCAACCGCUUCCCCUACUACCGGGAGAAGUUCCCCGCCUGGCAGAACAGCAUCCGCCACAACCUCUCCCUCAACGACUGCUUCGUCAAGAUCCCCCGGGAGCCCGGCAACCCGGGCAAGGGCAACUACUGGACGCUGGACCCGCAGUCCGAGGACAUGUUCGACAACGGCAGCUUCCUCCGCCGCAGGAAGCGCUUCAAGCGGCACCAGCAGGAGCACCUGCGGGACCAGACGGCGCUGAUGAUGCAGGGCUUCGGCGCCUACGGCCUGGCCGGACCCUACGGCCGCCCCUACGGGCUGCACCCCGGCGCCUACACGCACCCCGCGGCGGCCGCGGCCGCGCUGCAGUACCCCUACAUCCCCCCGGUGGGGCCCAUGCUGCCGCCCGCCGUGCCGCUGCUGCCGUCCAGCGAGCUCAGCCGCAAAGCCUUCAACUCGCAGCUCAGCCCCAGCCUGCAGCUGCAGCUCAACAGCCUGGGCGCCGCCGGCUCCAUCGUCAAGUCGGAGCCCAGCAGCCGCCCGUCCUUCAGCAUCGAGAACAUCAUCGGCGUGCCCGCCGCCAGCUCGGCCGCCAGCGCGCAGACUUUCCUGCGGCCGCCGGUCACCGUGCAGUCGGCGCUCAUGGCCCACCAGCCGCUGGCGCUGGCCAGGACCACCGCGGCCAUCGCCCCCAUCCUCAGCGUGCCUACCAACAUCAUCGCGGGGCAGUUCCUGCAGCCCGCGGCCCCCGCCGCCGCCGUGCAGGCCAAGUGGCCGGCGCAGUAGCCCCGGGCAGCGCCCCGGGGAGCCCCGGCCGCCCCCUCGGGGCUCCGCGGCCGC
Molecule: messenger RNA, 1260 nt
Organism: Passer domesticus (house sparrow)
Lineage: Eukaryota; Metazoa; Chordata; Aves; Passeriformes; Passeridae
Gene: FOXD3
Product: forkhead box D3
Exons: 1
Coding region: 1-1206 (401 amino acids)
Biological process (GO): anatomical structure morphogenesis; regulation of transcription by RNA polymerase II; cell differentiation
Molecular function (GO): RNA polymerase II cis-regulatory region sequence-specific DNA binding; DNA-binding transcription factor activity, RNA polymerase II-specific
Source: RefSeq, a predicted model, not a curated record